GCGAAAAGGUCAUUUGAAGGUCCAAUGAUGAUAGCGCAUGACAGUUCUAACUUCUGAUACAACGCCAUCUAUUGAACUUUUUGUUAUGACAACUUACUUCUCACGACUAGACGUUCAACUGCAAGAGGAGUUGAAAAAGACAGCCGAAGCUAUAUUAGCUUCAGGCAAAGGCAUCCUUGCUGUUGAUGAAACUAACGAGGGCAUUGGAAAGCUACUGAAGAAUGUCGGUUUGGAGAACACUGAAAAUAAUAGGCGAAGAUACAGAGAGUUGCUGUUCACAACCCCCGAUUUAGCUGAACAUAUUUCUGCUGUAAUUCUUUACGAUGAGACCGUUUAUCAAACAACUGGUGACGGUACACCGUUUAUAGAGCUCUUAAAUAAACUAAAUAUCAUACCUGGAAUUAAAGUAGAUAAGGAUGUCACGGCGUUGUUCCUUUCCGAAGACGAAAUGACUACUCAAGGCUUAGAUGAUUUAGGUAAACGUUGCGCCGCGUAUAAAAAGCAGGGAUGCCGAUUUGCAAAAUGGCGUUGUCCCGUCAAAAUAGGACUGAACACGCCCUCCGUUCGGGCUAUCAACGAUACAGCCACAAUCCUGGCACGAUAUGCGUCCAUAUGCCAAAGCGAAGGCUUGGUGCCGAUUGUGGAACCCGACGUUCUGUUAGAUGGUGACCACGACAUAGAGAGAGCCCAAAAAGUGACUGAAGUAGUACUGGCCGCCGUUUACAAAGCAUUGAAUGACCACCAUGUGUUUCUAGAGGGAACGCUGCUUAAGCCAAAUAUGGUAACACCUGGACAAGGAUGUACUAAGAAAAGUACGCCUAAAAAAAUAGCUAUUGCAACUAGAACAGCCCUAUUGAGGGGAGUGCCAGCUGCCGUACCAGGUAUAGCUUUUCUUUCCGGUGGUCAAACAGAAGAGGAAGCGACUAUGAAUUUAAAUGAAAUUAACAAGGUUCAAGGUAAAAAGCCAUGGAUCCUUACAUUUAGUUAUGGCAGAGCUCUACAAGCAUCUGUCUGGCAGACGUGGGCAGGUAAAGAUGAAAAUCUUGUGAAGGCGCAAAAGGAAUUACUGAAACGGACCAAGGCUAACGGUCUCGCGUCGCUUGGAAACUACAAAGCUGGUACCGCUAUUUCUGCAGCUGGUGACGAAACAAAUUACAGUGCCAAUUAUAAGUAUUAAUAAAUUCGAUUUAAAAUUGUAUCCAAUCUAGCUGCCACAACAUUA
Messenger RNA from Bombyx mandarina (wild silkworm), 1222 nucleotides. RefSeq names its product fructose-bisphosphate aldolase-like. Lineage: Eukaryota; Metazoa; Arthropoda; Insecta; Lepidoptera; Bombycidae. The record is from RefSeq and is a predicted model, not a curated record. Gene Ontology annotation, biological process: glycolytic process. Gene Ontology annotation, molecular function: fructose-bisphosphate aldolase activity.